AUGGACACGCUGGAAGCGGCGCGCACGACAGUGAUCGGGAGCACGAACCCGAGUAGCCUGGACGGCACCAAGAGCUCGUGGAAGCUUAGUAAGAGUGAUGCGGUGGACGAUAAUGGCGAGUGGUUGAAGUACCGCCAGCCGGCGACUGAUUUGUAUGGACAUUUGUAUUGGGCGUCUGGCACGGACAGCACGGACGACCCGAAGGCCGAGCCGGGCGGUGACUCUGGAACUUGCAACGGAGAGCGCAAGUGCUCUGCAAUCUGCGUUGGAGAACGCAUACGGACGUUGGGACGAGUGCUAGUGAGCGCCUGGACUGACCUUGACGGAACGAUAGUGUGUCCGAGACACACGAACUGGACGAACUGGACGGUAGCCGCUGAAGCUUGCGACGGCGAGCGCUGGUGA
Messenger RNA from Phytophthora nicotianae INRA-310, 405 nucleotides. RefSeq lists its product as hypothetical. The coding region runs from base 1 to 405 and encodes 134 amino acids. The transcript has a single exon. The record is from RefSeq and is a predicted model, not a curated record. Lineage: Eukaryota; Oomycota; Peronosporomycetes; Peronosporales; Peronosporaceae.